AUGCCGUUUGCCCAGGGGGAAGGUGAAGGUGGUGGCAAUGCAGGUGCUCCUCCUCAGCGGUUGGAGGCCCCGGGCUGGUUCCCCCCAGCAGGGCCCUUCCAGGCUCUGUCCCCUCACACAUUGGGGCAGGGCAGUGGUGAUGGGGGCACUGCUGGUGCGGCUGGGCCUGGCAGGGUGCCCUGCUAUCAAGGGGACCUGUCUGGGGAGCUGCUUGUCAUUGCCACGUGGGUGAUGGUGCCACAGCAGUUGAGCCCCCGUGCUGACACCAGCCCCCUGGCAGUGUCCUACUGGCUGGAGGUGGUCGGGCAGCCGUGAGUGCUGCACCUGCGGCCCAGGAGGGACCUGGUCUCCUGCCCCUUUGCUCUGGUCACCUACGGCAAGGAUGGGGCCUGCUGGGAGCAGCACCCCUUUGUGCAGGACAACUGCCUCUACUAGGGAGGCCCUGGCUCCCUUGUGGCCCUCAGCACCUGUGGCAGCAGCCUCCACGGCUUGCUCUGGGUGGAGGAUGGCACCUACGAGAUCGAGCCCAUCCCUGACAAUCUGGCCUUUGGGCACAUCCUCUACCACAGGGAGGAGGCCAGCAACUCUGUGGGCCCCCCCUGCGGGUUGACCCCAAAGGAGCUGCAGCACCAAAAGGCUUUGCUGCCAUGGCUCAAGGCCCCCUGGGUGGUGGAGGAGAUGCUGAAGGAUUGGUGGACAUGUGUCAGGUAUGUGAAGAUGGUAGUGGUCGUGGACAAUGUGCAGUUUGUGAAGUCAGGCAGGAAUGAAUCUGUAGUCUUGAGGCAAGUCAUAGAAACACAGCUUUCUGUUCGGCUGUUUCUUGUGGGACUGGACAUCUGGACCAAAAGCAAACUUAUAAACAUUACUAACUCUGCCAACAAGGCACUUGAUGACUUUAACAAAUGGCGGAGGACAGACCUGUCUCCACGGAUGUGCCAUGAUACUGCUCAUUUAUUUGCAUUUCAGCGCUUUGGAAGGAGCCUGGGAUUGGCGAUUCUAGGGUCCAUGUGUAAUAACCAGUGGUCAUCAGCAGUUGUUUCCUUCACUGAUAGCAAGCUGUCCUCAUUCUUCAUUUUUGUUCAUGAGCUGGGCCAUACUCUUGGGAUGUGCUGUGAUGAACAGGGCAGUAAAUGUAGACGAAAGAAAUGCAUCAUGUACAAAAGUGUUAUUGACACUGAUGUGUUCAGUGACUGCAGUUAUAAAGACUAUUUUGACCUGCUUGGGUGAGGCGUUGGCUGCAUUUGUCAACUGUCAGCACCUGGCACUUUCUACACCAUGAAGCAUGAAUACUGUGGGAGUAAGAUAGUAGAAAGUGGAGGGCAAUUUGACUGUGGUUCAGAGUCGAACUGUAGAAAGGAUCCUUGUUGUCACCCGAACUGUACAUUCACUGCAGGUUUGGUCUGUGCUUCUGGAAAAUGCUGCAAAGGCUGCCAGGUCCUUCCAGCAGGAACACUCCACAGAGCAAGUACUGGUGAUGACUUGCCAGAGUAUUGCAACGGGACAUCCCUGUGGUGCCCACCAGACGUUUAUGUACAAGAUGGAACCCCUUGCAAAGAUAGUGCUUAUUGCUAUUGAGGAAAAUGUUCUUUCCAUGCUAAACAGUGCCAGCAUCUCAGCAAACAAGCCAGAGUUGCUCCUUUAGACUGCUUCAAGCAGGGUGACCGGUUUGGGAAUUGUGGUAUUUUUAACAAUAUCCAUUAUACAAAAUGCAGGAUUGAGGAUAUCUUGUGUGGUAGGAUCCAGUGUGAGAACAUACACAAAUUGCCUGCCUUGCAGAACCACGUAACACUAGUCCAAACCCUUGUUGGGGAUAAAAAGUGUUGGGCUCUUGACUAUCAUGUAGGGAUACCAAAUAGCGAUGUGGGAGCUGUGGCAGAUGGCACGCCAUGUAGUAGGAUUUGUAUCAACGGGACAUGUACCAGCAUCUCACUGCCGAACUAUGACCAUAAUGUGACAAAGUGUCAUGUCAGAGGAGUGUGUAACAAUCAUAAGAACUGUCACUGCAGGUAUGGCUGGGUUCCUCCAUAUUGUGAAUGGGAAGGAUUUGGAGGUAGCAUUGACAGUGGACCCCCUCCAGCCACGGAGAUUUUUUGGAGAGCAAAAGUAGGAGUAGCACCACUUAGGCUUCUCCUUCUCUGUAUCUUUGGAGUAACCCUUAUCAUAUUUUGUAAAUGUGAAACAGUGGGAUGGCUUAGGAGGAAAAGGCCCAGUUCCUCAGAAAAUGAUAGUGGUUGUUUCAAAUACUGGAAAUGCCAGCAAUUCCUAAAGGAGAACACCUGCUAGUGAGUCAAAAUCCACCACAAAGCACUUGCUGAAGACCAACA
Messenger RNA from Athene cunicularia (burrowing owl), 2324 nucleotides. RefSeq names its product ADAM metallopeptidase domain 20 (gene ADAM20). Gene Ontology annotation, cellular component: external side of plasma membrane; plasma membrane; sperm head plasma membrane. The record is from RefSeq and is a predicted model, not a curated record. Lineage: Eukaryota; Metazoa; Chordata; Aves; Strigiformes; Strigidae. Gene Ontology annotation, molecular function: metalloendopeptidase activity. Gene Ontology annotation, biological process: proteolysis; male gonad development.